CCGACAUCGUGCAGCGCGAAUCGGUCUGUCGCUGCUCCGUUUUCUGCGUGUCGCGCGGUGUGCUCCCCGCGACGUGCUCUCGUGCUCACUCGCCGUGUUCCGGUUUACCUUGACUUAAGCGCCCGCGUGCGCGAGACGGAGCGAGGGUCCGCGGGAUUAAAAGUCGAGGCCAGUGAAGCCAGUACCAGUGCAGUUCGCGGAAUGUGUCGGUAAGAGUCACACUCCGAGCUCUCCGCUGAGCUCUCUUCGCGUUCUCGGAGGCGCGCGUACACGCGGCGGCCGUUUGCUGUUCGGAGCACACACGAAAGUAUCCUGAGAGUUAAUUCUACGCGCGAUCACGGUACAUUCUCAGUGAUCCAAUCGCGUUCGAAUCAGUCGGGUCUCGCGGAUCACGGAGGUGCGUUCGGAGUGCUGAAAUGUGUUUGCGAUCGAGGAGAGAUUCGAGGAUCGUUCCGGUUGAUCCAAUACCGACUUGGAAACAAGCCAGUUCCGAGUGCUAAUCGGGAAUCUAAGAACGUAGGAAAUCAGCGAAAAGGUGUCGCAGGAGUCGUAUCGAUUGAUCACGCAAUUCACCUCGUGUUUCGCGAUCCUAGGGAGGAAAAUCGCCUUUGACAUUAGUCUCAAUUGUCGCGUGAUAGCUCGAUUAGAAGACAACAGAAGAGAUUUUAGUCCAUAUAAUGUAAUCACCAUUGAUUAAACACGGAUCAGUGACGCACGAUCUUUCAUGGAUCGACGUACGAGGAAAACGUACCAACACACACCGUCCCAUUGAUCGAAAGGGAACCUCGAAGCGGAGCGCGCGUCCGAGACCGAGAAGCGAAAGCCUGGAGCAUUGGCGGGCGCGCUCGCGGUGGUCGACGAGCAGCGCGACGUGCGUGCGUUCCCGAGAUCGAUAGCCCGAGGAGGAGGACAGGACGAAGGAUCCUCGCGAGCGCGAGGCACGAGGACUCGUCCCGUGGACACCUGCUCGCGAUGCCGUCGCGCGUCGCUGCGUCGCUGCGCGGCGCGCCGUGAGGAUCGCUUGUGUGUGCCGUGUGUGAGGAGCAGCGCGAGAAAGAGAGAGAGAGAGAGAAAGAGGGGGGAGAGAGAAAGAGAGUCGUGAGGAAAUCACCGAUCUACGAGACUCGCGACGUGGAAUCGUCGUCGUCGUCGUCGUCGUCGUCGUCGUCUUCUAAAAGUGAGAAAGAGUGCUGGUUCACGAUCUUGCCGAGGAUCUAGCGGUUCGAUCAGCUCAACAGCCUACGCAUGCCGGCGAUCGUGCCAAGCCGUUUCUCGAAAAUUUGGGACGUCGUGUUUCUCUCUGAUCGCGAUACGCACGUGGUCCGAGAAAACGAGAGCUUCUCGUGGCUUCGCGGUCUCUAAGGGGACUUGGAUGAUAAGGGAUGGCGAAGCGACGGGGAAAGGAGAGCAAGAGGCGCCGGGGAGACACCCGCAAUUUCGUGAUUGCUUUUCAGACGACAUUUUGUACACUCAUGGACAGCAGCAACCAACUCAUUACGGUUUCAUCCAAGUACCGGAAGAAAAGAGCCGGUGCGGGGACGCAAUAGAGCGCCGCACAGCCGCUCCUCUCUUCUUCGUUUCACCGUUGGAAACCGUCGGUGGGCUCCCUGAGCCCACCCUCUCAUCGGUCAAACUGGCGAGCGCGUUAACCGCUGGUAUGAACCCCCACCAUCCGGGCCACUCCGCAGCCUACCCCCACCAUCCCUCGCUCUCGAGCAGUCCGCAUCAUCCGGGGCCCGGCGGGCCGCAUCACGCGUAUGGGACCGGUGGAGGUGGCGGAGGUGGCGGUGGCGGCGGCACCACGACCACCCCCGACUUACCCAGCCCGCACUCACCCCAGCAUACUGGUGGUGCCGGUGAUCCCGCCACCCCCUACGGUACCCUACAACCUGGACAAGGCAUGGGCAGCAACGGGCAUCAUCAUAGCGGUGGCGGAAUGAUGCAGGAUCAUCCACAUCACCCUGGACACCCUCAUCCUCACAUGCCGGGGCAUCCCGCGUAUCCACCCGUUAAUCACAACAAUAACUGCACGCUCAAGCAAGAAGGUGUCCCAAGCGGGUCAACGGGCCUUCGGCAAUGCGCCGCCUGCGGUGUACAAAUAGUGGAAAGAUGGCUGUUGCUAGCGAUGGACCGGUACUGGCACAUUGGCUGCCUGAAGUGCCAGUGUUGCAGCGUAGUAUUGGGAGAGGUUGGCCAGUCCUGCUACACCAAAAGCGGCAUGAUCCUCUGCAAAGCCGACUACAGACGAUUGUUCGGCAGCAGCGGCGUCUGUUCGAGUUGCAACAACGCGAUACCCGCGAACGAGUUGGUCAUGAGAGCCGGCGACGCGGUGUUUCACCUGAAAUGCUUCAGCUGCAAUAAGUGCGGCGGUCAGCUCGUUUCCGGUGACAGAUAUUACUUAGUGUCGGGCACGCCGGUUUGCGAAUCCGACUGGCACAAGAUCGUGAAAUCGACGAGCGUCGCGGCAGCGGCAGGCGCAGCCGGAAACAGCGGUGCGCCCGUUAGGAAAGGCGGCAACCCGGUCGGUCGCCCGAAAAAGGUCCAACCCUCUCCGCAGCCGACGCCCCCCGUCGUACCUUCGCCUCAGGUAGACGUAGUGGACGUCGCCGUCGGGGUGGAUCCCUAUUCGCCGCCUCCGCCGGGUCAUCAGCACUAUCAUCAGUAUCACCAUCACCACCAUCACCAGAUGGCACUCGUGCAUCCGGGUCUGGCGGCUCAGCAAUCGCACCUCCAGGCGUCCAGCUAUCAGGACUGGUCGUCCUGGGCUCAGGAUACCUGCGAUUAGACUCGAGCUGCCCGCCGCAAAAGGACCGUAUCCCAAAGGACAGCGCGAUGAAGAACGAGCCUACCUAAUUUAUCUAGCGUCGCGAGCCCAGACGCCUCAGAGGAAUCACAAAGAGGGGAGAAGGGCUAGCGUAGUGUCCCUUGGGAACCGCCAUCGGCGACUCUACGAGUCGGAGUGUCUAUCGUGAUAUUGACGUGUUUGAACUUGCCGUGGUAGCCGAAUGUCUCCCAACAUGCGGUGCCGCGAUGUUGAACAUAAUUGAACUGGCCGCGAAUAUCGAGCGUCUCUGCGUUCUGACGGUGUUGACGUGUCGAGUGCGUCCGAACUUGCCGCGAAUGCUGGAAAUCUCUGAACGUCUUUGAAUUUGGAUAAUUCAGAACCGCAAAUACCUCUGGAACGACAAAGUGACAAAACUCGAACAAGAGUUUGCACGCAAGAGUUUUCGCAUUAAUAUUGACACAUUGAUGUUGUGAAUAUCGAAAGCAUCCUUAAGUUAAUUCAGCAAUUUGGAUCUUACUCUUCGUCAAAAAAUAGCGUCCAAAUUUUCGAUCGGAAAUGUUGAUCACAUUUGCGACAAGUUGAGACGGCACUCGACACCGCAUUGCAGAAGCAUUUUUGCCACGAAUCCGCCGGUCUUCUUAAUAAUUAUCUUUGCUCAAUUGUAAAGAAUCGAAGAAAGUUUAAGAUACGACCCAUCGUGCAUCUACCAUCAGCCGCAGUAGUGACGUCAGUUCUCUUCUUUAAAAUCUUUUGCAGUCGUCGUAUUGCAAUUACCUUGACACAAGAUGUGAAAUGUAGAAUUCGUUGACACCUACGACUGGCACAACUUGCAACAAGCGUUCGCACGUUUGCAAAAUAUGAAAAUAAUUCUUCCCGUCGAUGUCACUCUCAAGAUCAUUACCAAAUUAUUUUCCGAUGUCCGAAAUCUUUGCGUUAUUCUAUUUCAUUUUAUGAUUAGGGAGAUUAUCUCAAUUCUGGUUACAAUUUUAGUCGCUUCUAAGUUUCCGCGAGCACGCUCCGUCGAUUCUUGGUUGUCGCCACUUGGAAGACAACACGCGUCUUCGGAACGGCCGCGGCGUCGCGUGCUAAAUUCGACACGUGCGAUCAACGAGGAUCUAAUCGCGCGAGAAAGACAGACGGCAAUCGAACGGGGAAGGAAAGAGAGGAAAGAAGAGAAAGAGAGAUAAUUCGACGAGAGAUCGAACGCGAAACGACGGCGGGGCACGCAGUUCUGGACCCUUAGAAAAUUAUUUUUCUUUCAAAAUCACCGUUCUCCUGUCGAUCCGCCGCCGCGCUUCGUAAACUCAUUAGGCGGCCCUUGUUCCCGCCAUCGUUAAUUGAGUGUCGAGGUGAGACGAACGACACGGAAUUAUCAUUCGAAUCCUUCUUGUUAGGCAUCCGCGCCUGCUCGCUUCUCUCCUCCCUUUCUUUCCCUUUCCUUCCUUCAUUUCGCUCGCAUUUUCGCUCUCCCUCUUCCUUUCUUGAAAAUUUAUCAUAUUUGAAACAGCAUAAUCAAUUAUGUUUAAUACGUACAAAACGAAAUCCUUCUUCCACGGUGUCGGUACAAUUGGAUAAAAUUUUAGCGUAAUCAUAAGUACAUUACGAUUCGCUAAAUUUCAUGUAAUGUACAAAAGUAAUCGGUGUCGUUCUCGAGGAGAGAACAGAGUUCAAUUAUCCCGAAAAAUAUAUUUUUCUCUCUCUCUCUCUCUCCCUCUUUUUCUUUCGUUUAGCGAAGUGUACGUUACGCAUUGGUUGUUAAAGUUGAUCGAUGCAGGAUUGUCUGCGGAAACCGUUGUUUGCCAGCAACAACGUUACAAUAAGUCUAACUUCCGAUCGAAAGAGCAUCGAUCCUUCGACGAGAUUUAACUUAACAAAUUUCCUCUUUGUCGCAGUUCUUAAAUUUUCGACGUUCGUCAAGCAUUUCCGAAGAGUAAUCGCGUGCUGCACCGAAGAGUACGCGGACGACACCCGUUGCGCGCAUACGCUAAGUGAUGUAACUCGCGGCGAGCAAGAAAUGACAUUGGCGUGCAACGUGCUCGAAGCUCAAAGUACAACGGAUUCAGAGGCGGGAAUAAGUUUCGGCGCGAGAUGUGUAUCAUAGAAGCAAAAUCGCCCUGUUACUCGUUUCAUUCGUCAAAUACUCUCAUUUUAAAUGAUGAUUCGCGAGAGCGCGCACGUUUGCGCGUGCACCGCAACGAUCUCCGAUCGAGCGUCGUUCGCACUUGGAAAUCUUCAGUAUCGUUGUGUCACAGUUCGUGCGUGAGCGGAUCAUGCCGCGGUUACCACGGAAAUUGGGCAAAGACGACGCUGAAGAGUCAUGGUAGUGCAAACGGCUUGAUAUUAAGGAUUCGGAAUCUGAUAAGACGCUCUCGAAGAAGAAUCGACGCCGCCAAGGAUCGCGAUCGAUUUCAUGACUCUGCGACGACGCCGACGGAGACGGUGAAGAGCGGCAUAUACAGACGUGUACAUGUAGAGUGGGCAGGAAGUUGCGCCGACGGAUUAUGUCAAGGAUGCACAAACUCUUAUUUCGACAUCGGCUCGGACAUAAGGGGCAAUGGCGCUUGCCAUCACAGAUCUUGGACCAGACGCACGAACGAGAUAAAAAAUGAUUCGCGAUGAGUCUCAAUUUUGAUUUUUAAUCCAUUUUAUUACAUAUCUCGGACGUAUAAAUUAGAAAAUUUCUAUUAAUCGGACAACUUGUAUAUUCGAACAUGUAUAAUCGGGGAGCAAAUUUACUCAGCUCGCUUGAAUUUCCUUUCGUUGUCACGUGCGCGUGUCGGAUUGGGGUUUGUGCAUCGUUGGCUCGUGUAAUUUAAUCUUGUAUAUAGGGUACAUUUUGUAUAUUGUUAAAAGUUUGUGUGAUAUAAAUGGUUAUGUAUUUACUAUCGAGCGCGAACGGCGAACGGGGCACCCGCGCGUUUAUUCCACGGGCGAUCGGCCGAUACGCGACGUGCCAUGGUUUUCCGUGGUCCUGCAUCGCCGAGUGCGGUCGCGCAGCGACGUUUUCCGUCGUAACGUCGUAACGACGGAAUACGCUCUACGCUCGCUCCUUACGAAUCUCGGUUUCGACAUCUAUCCGAAGUUUCGUCGAUUAAUCGAAUUAAAUCUCGUCUCGAAUGUACAUAACGUUAAAUUUUGUAUCGUUUUUCGUCCGUUUUCUUUUUUAUUCGUUAUUUGACGUUUCGUCAGCACGCGAUUUCGCGAAGUCGAGGAGACGCGGCGUCUCGUCGCCAAACGGCUCCGCGACCGAGAACGAUUGCUGAGAGCCCCGUCGCGCGACUCGCUCGUCCGAUUUGCGCAACGAGAAGCAACCGUUCAAGGACAGCGCCGCGCCGUCGCAAAACUCGCGUACGGAGCGCAUGAUCGCGUCACGGGAUCUCGGGCAAUCGUGAAUCGAAUUGCGACGCGCGACGUCGCGCGCUGCGUACCGCACUCGGCACGCACUUGGCGGGCCCGGAAACGAUCGCGCGAGGAGCACGGAAAGUCCCUUCCCUCCGCCCCACGCCCCCGCCCCAUGCCCCAUGCCCCACGCCCGUCCCAUCCCGCCCGGCCGAGUGGCACGCGCGCGGACCGCGACGACCCGGUCCCGCGCGCGUCUCUAUAGUUAAUUUUGUUAUUUCAUUAAUCUCGGACUUCUUCGUAAUCGGGACCCGACAUCUGUAUGUGGUUUCGCGGCCUCUUGUAAAAUACAAUUACACCCAUGGAACACACACGCGCAUACACACAAUCGUACGCGAACACGAUUUAUUAAUUAAUAAAAAAUCACAAGUUUUUAGAAAA
Molecule: messenger RNA, 6565 nt
Organism: Temnothorax curvispinosus
Lineage: Eukaryota; Metazoa; Arthropoda; Insecta; Hymenoptera; Formicidae
Product: thyroid receptor-interacting protein 6-like
Exons: 7
Coding region: 1373-2785 (470 amino acids)
Source: RefSeq, a predicted model, not a curated record